AUGACUACUGCUACAAACGAUCCAACACCUUUUAUGCCAGAUGUAUCCACGCAAGGGGAAUACCUUCUCGAAAACGGCGCGUUAUCGGUUGCCACGGCACUACCGCCACAACCACCCUUGUCAUCUUUACCCCAGCCAUCUCAGUUACCCGUUGCUGCUGCUGCUGAAGGGGAUGACACGGCUGAAAAUCAAGACAAGCAAGUGCCAACGCCACCACCGGAACAAUCACAAGCCAAUCAACAACAACAACUUUCUCCCUCUGUGGAAAGAAAACGAAAAUCUGUUUCAUCCGCUGGUCUAGAAUCUCAUAGGGUUGCCUGGAGCGAAGAAGAGGACAAGCGUCUUCUCAUGGGCAUUGAGAAGUGCAGCUAUGGAAGAUGGAAGCAAAUUGCCGAGAUUGUAAAAACGCGUAACGCCCUUCAGUGCAAGAAUCGUGCACGUCACCGAUACUCCUCUAACGGGUCAACACGUGCCUACAAUGGACGACAAGGCCAAGAACAACCGACAACAACGACAACUACUGCUACAUCGCCUUCUUCUUCAUCGGUGCCAGCAACUUCCCCUACCAUUCCAGCUAAAGUUGAAACAACCCAUAUCCAUAACGUUGAGGAAAGUGGACACCAACAACAACAAGAAGCUGAUUCAACUCAAGAACAAGUGGAACAACUUGUGCCACAACAACCGGAGGAGGAUGAAGUGAUGCUCGGUGAGGAUGAGAUCACUGAUGGUGAACGACUUCAUCUUGCCGAGUGGUUUCAACACAAGAACAGGAUCAAAACGCCCGAACGAUAUUUAGGAAUUCGCAACUACAUCAUCCAACAAUGGAAUGCAAACAAGCCCAACUACUUGAACAAGACCGAAGCGCGUCGAGGGCUGAUCAAUGGUGGUGAUGUCAAUGCUAUUGGCCGUAUACAUGAUUAUCUCACAGAAGCACGUGUCAUCAAUGUCAACUGUAUUCAACAAAAGGUUCGCAAGGCACCCACACGUAAACGCCAAACACAUUACUACGAGUACAUUUCAGAAGAAGAAGACGAUCUUGACAAUGACGGCGGCUACAUGCCAACAAACAAGCGUAAACACAGGCUCGAGGAGGAUUAUGAUGAUGCAAGCCAACCCAAUGGCCGAACCAGAGCUCGCCCCAAGCGUACCACCAAACCCAGAAAGCAAUUUGACAUGGAUGAUGACGAUGAUCAAUUUCGAUUGGUGUCUUUGCAUGAAUACGAAGACGGCCUUGUUCCUCAAUUUAACAUUGAAAUCAAUAAUGACGCUGUGCUUGUCAUGGAUUUCCAUGCUCAUACACGGCACACUGAGAUCAUUGGUGUCCUUGGUGGUAACUUUCGAUUCGACGACCAAGGCUUUCCUACCCUAUUUGUCGAAUGUGCUUAUCCAUGCAAAGUCAUCAGGAGCUCUGGCAUUGAGUGCGAGAUGGAUCCCGUGUCAGUUUCUCGUGCACGCGAUGAGCUGGCUGCUCAAGACCUUUCCGUGGUUGGAUGGUAUCACUCACAUCCUACCUUUGAACCCAUUCCAAGCGUUUGUGAUUUGUUUUAUCAGUUGCAGCAGCAGACAUACUGUGCCCGUUUACCCCAAGCAAAUGAUAUUGAUCCAUUCAUUGGUGCCAUUGUAAAUCCUUUUGACGCGAAAACUCACCUUGAUAUGCCUUCUCAAAUCCGAUAUUUUCACGUUCGUCGUGAAUGGGAGGAUCCUACACAAGAUGGUGGACCACAUCCAGCAUUUGCUCUGUGGCCAACAAUCAAGCAAUCAGCUCAACAAGUCGUUCCUGAAGAAAAUGUUACAAGGCAUAUCAAUCGGCUUGUGCAAGAAUUUCUAGGUGCUACGGAUACCGACAACAUCCAGGGUCGAUUGGACGAGAUUGUCAAUUCUGUCAUCAACAACACAGCCGAUAUUCUACCAAGCAGGGUGGAAUUUUUGGAAAGCAUUCGCAGGAUCCUUGGCUGA
This is a messenger RNA of Lichtheimia ornata, 1956 nucleotides long. RefSeq lists its product as uncharacterized. The record is from RefSeq and is a predicted model, not a curated record. Gene Ontology annotation, biological process: double-strand break repair. Gene Ontology annotation, molecular function: polyubiquitin modification-dependent protein binding; metallopeptidase activity. Gene Ontology annotation, cellular component: BRCA1-A complex; BRISC complex. Lineage: Eukaryota; Fungi; Mucoromycota; Mucoromycetes; Mucorales; Lichtheimiaceae. The coding region runs from base 1 to 1956 and encodes 651 amino acids. The transcript has 11 exons.